Rubroshorea leprosula is the source of this 2895-nucleotide messenger RNA. NCBI's taxonomy places the organism in Eukaryota, Viridiplantae, Streptophyta, Magnoliopsida, Malvales, Dipterocarpaceae. The record is from the annotation of a GenBank genome assembly.
CUCUUUACUGACCACCAAGCCUUUACUCUGUCUUUUGCUCUGUUUCCCUCUGUUUUCUCCCCUCAACUACUAAUCUCAAGAUAAUCAAUGGUUUAGGAGAGAAAUCACCAUUAAAACAUUUCCUCUAUUUCUGGCACAAAAGAAAAGGAAGGAAGGAAGGAAGGAAGGAAGGAAGGAAGGAAGAAAGGGAAGGAAAGAAGAAAGAGAGAACACCCUUUAGAGAAAUAUGGCGUACCCGUGUGUUCUUUAGCCAAGAAAUGAAAUGGGAAACCCAAAAACCAACUUUCCAUGUCAAAAGAUGAAGCAUUCGCCUCUAAAAUUACCCAGAAGGUUAUGGUUUUGCUCUUUUUCUUCUCUUACACCUUUCUAAAAUCUAACAUUUUUAGUCAUCUUGGAAGAACCCACUUCCUUUUUCUCAAAAAAAGAGUGCCCAGAUUCCUCCAAAAAACCACCUUUCUAACUUUACCUUCCAACCCGUUUCUUCUAAAGUUGCCUCCACGCCUACUGAAGCCCAAAAAACUCUCCAGCUUUAGCAAGAGAUGGGGUGUGUGGCUUCUAAACUAGAGGAGGAAGAAGAAGUUGUGUCUAUUUGCAGAGAAAGAAAACGCCUGAUAAAGCUAGUUGUAGAUAGAAGAUAUGCACUUGCAGAGGCACAUUGCAGGUAUUGUCAAGCUUUGUAUGCAGUAGCAGCUUCCAUUAAACUAUUUGUUGCUCGCCAUUCCUCACCAUCUUCACCAUUUCUCAUCACUUUCCCUCCACCCUGUCCUUCACCUCCACCCACAGACCAAACUGUGAUAAACAACCCGAUGUUCCUUCAGCAGAGGCCAUCUGAGUCGACCCACGAAGCCAUUGCUUGUGAGUCUUGUGGUUCUUCAACAUCCUCAGAUUCUUCAGAGCAGGAAAGCAAAGAAGAAGAAGUAGUUAGAGAAGAACAACAGCCUUGUGGGUACUUUUAUAUGCAAAUGCCACCACCAAUGCCAUCACCACAGAGAGAUUUUGGCUGGGAUUUCUUCAACCCUUUUGAUGGUAUGAGACCUGAAGUCAUCAGUGGGUACAAUAGAACUUCUGAUGAUGAUUUGAGGGUGGUUAGAGAACAGGAAGGGAUUCCAGAGCUAGAGGAGGAAGGAGAUGGCAAAGAAGAAGAGGAGAAAAAGGUGGUCUUUGCUCAAGAACAUGGUGAUGAGGAGCAUGAAGAGUGUGAGGUGGGUAUGGUGAAGGUAGUGGAUAGCGAUAAUUUGAGCCAAGGGGAGCACAAGGGGCUUUCAGUCAUGGAAAGCCCAGAAAAAGGAAGGGAACUUUUGGAAGCACUGAAGGAUAUUGAAGACCAUUUUGUUAGGGCUUAUGAUUCUGGCAAGGAUGUAACAAGAAUGCUGGAAGCUAAUAUGGUUCAAUUCCAAUCUGGGUUAGAGGAAAUCAGAGUAAACUCAACCAAGGUCAUCCAGGCUAUUGCAUGGCACCGGUCCACUUCAUCCAAGCCUCCAGCAUGUAAGAGUCUUGUGGCAUCCAGUUCAAAAAGUUCAACAUGGACAGAAUUCAGGAAUGAUCUUUUUGAUGAUUAUGGAGGAAUGGAGUCAGGAAGUCAUUCAUUAACUCUAGGAAGGUUGUAUGCUUGGGAGAAGAAGCUUUAUGAAGAGGUUAAGACUGGAGACAGCAUUCGUAAAGUCUACGAGAGGAAGUGUUCGCGGCUGGGGAACCAGGAUGUCAAAGGAUAUGAUGAACUAACAAUGGACAAAACUAGAGCUGAAGUGAAAGAUUUAUAUGCCAGGAUCUUGGUUGCAAUUAGAAGUGCUGAGUCUAUCUCGAAGAGAAUCGAGAAACUAAGAGAUGAAGAACUGCAACCGCAAAUUGUUGAGCUGUUGAAAGGCCUAAUGAGAACCUGGAAAGUUAUGCUGGAAUCGCAUGAAACACAGAACAAAAUUCUCUUUGAAGUCAAAUCUUUUGAUUGUCCAGCAUUUGGGAAAUUCUGCAAUGAUUCUCACCGUCUUGCAACACUUCAGCUAGAGGCUGAGCUUCAAAAUUGGCGUUGUUGCUUUACUGAGUAUGUUGCAGCUCAAAGGGCAUAUGUCAAAGCUCUCCAUGGUUGGCUAACCAAGUUCAUAGUCCCAGAAGUUGAAUUUCAUUCCAGAAAGAGGAGAUCAGCCAUACCAUUUGGAGUUAACGGUCCACCAUUGCUAGUAAUCUGCUACAAUUGGUUAUCUUCCGUGGAGAAUUUACCGGACAAAGCAGUAACCCUUGCAUUAAGAAGCUUUUCUAAGGAUGUUACGGCUCUGUGGGCUCAGCAAGGGGAGGAACAGCAACAAAAGAGGAAAGUCGACAGUAUGGCAAAGGAACUUGACAGAAGGACUCUUGCAUUCCAGAAGUCGGAGAAAAGGUUUCUUGAGUCCAAGCUCAUUGAAUAUAAGUCUGAGACAGAGAUGGAGAACCAGAAUGAAUCAUUGACAGAGAAGAAGGAUCAUUUGGACAUGUUCAGAAGGAGGCUUGAUGUGGAGAAGGAAAAACACCACAAUUACGUGCAGGAAACACAGAGAAUCACAUUGAAUGGAUUUCAAACAGGAUUUUCUUCUGUUUUCGAGUCCUUAACAGAGUUCUCUAAGGCCUCUCUAAAGAUGUACAAUGACAUUGUCACUCAAAGUGAGAAUACUGAGAGGGAGGGGAACCUAUCAUACAUAGAGAGCUCACCGGUUGAAGAAAAUGGCAACAGAUGACACCAGAAACUUGAUGAGAGGAUUUAAGGGUCUAGGAUUUAAGGACUAUACAGUCUACUUGUAUAUUACCAAAUGUCGAAGCAACUUGCUGAGACAAAUUUAUUCGGGUUUUAGUGUGGUUUUUGUAAGAUUAAAUUGCUAUUUGUUUAAUGCAGGUUUGUAUGCUGGGAAGUAAAAACAAAUUUCUAAA